Messenger RNA from Pocillopora meandrina, 8734 nucleotides. Lineage: Eukaryota; Metazoa; Cnidaria; Anthozoa; Scleractinia; Pocilloporidae. The record is from the annotation of a GenBank genome assembly.
UGUGUGUUUUAAAAUGGCGGACGCUGAAAAUCAGAAGAGGUAUUAUGUGGAAAAUUUUUCCUUAAAAACUCGGAGUACAGUUGUUUUUUGUUCUCUGUAUAAUAAUUCUAGAUUUAAAAAAUAUCACGAGAGUUAAAAGGCUGUCGUUUUUUGUUUUACCCACGGGGACACUCUUUGUAUUGAGGACUUUUUUCCUCAUCUGUUUCAAAUGUACGCUGUGCAAAACGCUCUGUGAAAAGACAAGUGAACAUUUUUUUCCGUUACAAUUGACUCACUCUCUUUACUUUUAUUUCAUCAGGUCAAGGAACUUCAAGAAGAAGUUCAAAGGGAAGGGUGAUGAUGCUAAACGGAAAUUUAAGCCAAAAAAGUUUUCUAAGGAUUUUAGGGGAGAGAAUUCUCCUGGACAAAAACGGAAAGCCAACGACACAAAUGCAGAUGGUUACAGAAAGAAGUGGAAGGGUGAAAUAGGAAGUCAAGAUGGUAAAAAAGGAUAUAGACGAUAUGACAACAAUGAUAAACGUUUUUCAGUUAAUGGCAAAGGAUCACGGAACAGUUAUGUGAAAGGAAACUUUGUUGGUGAUAAAGCCAUGAAACGAAAGUUAAGUGAUGGUAAGGGAUCUGACUUCGGGAAAAAGAAAAUUUUUUCCAGUUCUUGGGAAAAUAAGGAUGGUGAGUAUAUCGUGUCGUGAUUCUCUGUAUUCUGUAAAUUAACCCUUGAACUCCUUAAGAGUAACUGGUAUCAGUAUCUUAUUUCUCCUUUUGAUAUCACUUCUGAAUCAAACAAUUAGGUCACGAGAAUAAAGGAAAUGAUCACCAAUUGAAGAAGCUCUUGAUUGUAAGAUAAAUGGAGAAUAUAUAUUCUGAACUUUAAUUGUGGGAAAUAGUAGUAAAUGCUGUUGGAAAGUGCUCAAUACACAUGAGUGUAGAAUGAAAUACAGUUCAAGUGACUAAAAUGAAACACGCAUGAUUCCCUGUUACCCUGAGUUUCAUGCUUACGCACUCGUCAGACAGAUUUAAUGAAAGUGCAUAAGCAGGAAACUCAGAGUAACAGGGAUUCAUGUGUGUUUCAUUUUAGUCAUUUUGAACUGUAUUCUGAACUUUAUAAUGUAGUGCUAUCCGGUAGACUGUGCAGCUUGAUUUCUCUUCUGAGGCAAUUUCAGCAUGAAAAUAUUAAAAUGAGAGUCAUGAAGUUGUUCUUCUCUUUUGGUACUGUCUUCUUCUUUUUCACACAGUGAAAUGCACUUUGACAGAGUUAACAACAAAGAGCUUUAGCAUUCUCUGGAAGUCCAUGGUUUUUGUAUAUGCACAUGCAAGGGAAUUCUAUGUGCUCUUUGUUUCAGAGUUUCUUGCAUGUGCUUUGAGUGCAAACUUUCAGUAUUGUUUGGAGUGGCAGCUUAUCAUUCAGGCAGUUUUCUCCAUCCCUUCCCUCCCUUUUUCAACUGUUUAUUCAGUGUGACGGGUGUCUGUUUCCCUUUCCUGUGUGGGGGCUCAUGACUGCAUUGCCAGGAUUUACCAGCCUUGGGAGCAGUCUCCAUUCUGGAGCGGACAGCCAAUAGUGGAAGCUCCUUGUAUGAGUCUAUUACAUGUACUUGAGUUCACAAUGUAUGUUUUCAUUAAAUUGUAAAUUUGGGUGUCUCCACUUAAUCUUGUAGAAUCCGAUGAGAAGCCCAAUAUCUGGCAAAUGAAGAAAAAAGAAAGAAAAGACUUUCGCCGCCAACAAGAUGAAAGCUAUGAUCUGGUUCAUGGUCUUAAAAAACUCUAUGAGACUAUUAGAAGGUGUGGUAGCUUGAAAGUUGUAAGGCUGCAAAUAUAAUGCAGCAAAUUUCUAUUCCAAUUUUUCCUAGUGAAACAGGGUUGUUCACUGGUCCUAGUAUGGAUCUAAAUGUCUUAUGACUUUUCUCACCUCAACUAGUAUACUUAUCAGGAGGAAAAAUUGAUGCCACAGUGAUUGAUAUUUUUCAUUUCAUCUGUUUUUCAGAAAGAAGUGCUCUAAAGCAGAGAAGACAGAAUUGGUUGAGAAGAUACUGAGUCUAAUUGCUGGUCAUACUCAUGAUGUGAGUACAAGAAUUUAGGGAUGAAUAAGCAAGUUAUAUGCAUUUUUCCAAUUUCAUUUCAAAAUAUGUUAACUUUAGUAAUUUAUUUUCCCCUCUCUCUAUUUAACUGUAAUUCCAGGUAAUUUUCAAACAUGACACAGGGCGUGUGAUUCAGGCUUGUGUUAAGUUUGGUACUGCAGAACAAAGACAGAAGUUAUUUGAGCAGUUUAAAGGUAAUUCAUUGUCUUGGAGAAAUAUUAAACUAAAAAUUUGUUUCAAUCAAAAAUGAUUUCAUAACCAACUCAAGUCAUGUUUGAAUUUUUGUGUUAAAGGUGAUUUUGGAGAACUUAUCAAGUCAAAAUAUUCCAAGUUCUUUAUCAAAAAAUUGUUAAUUUAUGGGUAGGUACCUUAUCAGCAUUCUUUAACUGAACUCGGCACUUUUGUUAAUGGUGUAAUUUAGCUAACUGGACAGAGGUUUUUCAUUUUCAUAUUCUUAGUUCAGUCUGAAUAUAGACAGUAAACUGAAAGUAAAACAGUGUUGUUGUCUGAUUUCUGUUCCAUCAUUUUGAGAAAUCACUAAUUUUAAUAAGCAAAUGUUUUCCACAGUCCACAAUCAUGGACACUACCUUUGAUAGAUUCUAUUGGAAAAGACACUCUGGUUUUUGUGGCUUGAAAUGAUUAACUCUCAACAUUCAUACCCUUUUAUAUGAUUAACUCUUUAACUUCCAAGAUCUGAUUAUUAACCCUUUAACUCCCAAAUCAAAUUUGUAAUUCUCCUUACUGUCAACUAUAUAAUGCUUAUAACUUUAGCUCAGUGAAUUUAGUAUUGGAUCAACUAAUUAUUUGCAAAUUGAUAUUUUUCUUUAUUCUCAUAACUUAUCUGUUUGAUAUUGUAUUGAUAUUGUAUGGAGAAAUUCUGUCUUGAUCUUUCAUAGGAGUAAAAGGGUUAAUUAUCCCCUUAAGCUGCUACACAUUUCCUAGUAAAUCAGUUAUGAGAAUUUGAUUUUAGAUCUAGAUGACAACUUAACUUCAAGUAGAUAAUUUUGAGUACUGUCAUUGUCUCUUUGUUGAUUGAUGUAUAUGUAUCAUAGGGAGAAGUUUCAUAUGAAUUACUUCUGAGACUUAAUGGAUUUAAGUACAUGAAAGGAAAAGGUGUUUUAAUCAGUGUAACAUCUCAUUUUCAAUAUCUUUAGAACUUACUUGUUUUAUAAGUAAAUUAAAUGAAGAGAAAAAUUUAUUAUUUAAGAUAAUGGGAAAUUUUGGUCUUUUCAAUCAGAACAAAGAAACAGCGGGAUGUUAUUAUCAAGUGCUUUUAUGGGCAAGUUCGCAAACUUAUCAGACACAAGGUGAGAUUAUGAUUUUAAUGAUGAUACUGAUAAGGCUCUCUAUGACAUAAGCUUGAUUUAUCAAUAUUUAUAUCUAUGUAUGGCUAACUUAGACGAUUUUUAUCGAUUUUUAGGAGGCAUCAUCUAUUCUAGAAACUAUAUACAGUGAUUAUGCAAACUCUGCCCAAAAAGCCCAUCUUAUACAGGAAUUCUAUGGAGCUGACUUUGCUUUUUUCAAGGUACAUGUAAUCUAGCAUUAAAAAAUUAAUAAAAAAAUGAAAAAAUAAUUCCAUCCAAGUGAUCUUUUGUUAUCUCCAGAUUCUUAUAGUUAAUUUUGAGUAAAUUACCAUCAUGUAGUUGUGCUUGCCUCAACUUUCAUCUGCCUUUCUAGUCAUCAGAGCUAAAUUCUUUGGAAAAAGUUUUGCAAUCAGAUCCAGCAAGGAAAACUGGAAUCCUCAAGUACAUGAAAGAUGCCUUGCUGCCUCUUAUAGACAGGUAAAGUUUAAAGAUGAAAAUAUCUUUAAUAACCUUGAACCCUUGACAACUUAGAUCUCAUUAGCAAUUCUGACUCCUUGUUGCUGGCUUAGAAAUCUUAUGAUAUUAUUUGUGAGAACUUGGUAUCGGGUCAACUUAUAAUCCCCCAGUUGAUACUUUUCUUUAUACUCAUCACUUGUGUGCUUGAUGUUGUGGUGAUAUUAUGAAGAGAAAUUCUGUCUUGAUCACUCAUGGGAGUUAAAGGGUUAAGGACUUAGUACACCCAGGCCAGAUUAAGUAUUAAACUUUUUACAUACAGCACGAACACAAAGAGGUUAAAACUUCUACUUGACUGGAGUUAAUACAAAAUUUCUUUUUUCUCUCUGAUUAUGUCAAGCAUUGUACCAUCAAGUAACAGCUGGUGUUUUGCUUAAUUUUCAUGUAAAUAUAUUUGAACACAGGAUGAAAAUCUGCAAGAUUAUCUGUCAAAGUUGAAAAUGAUAUCUUAAUACAAUUUGUAUUGCCUGUGGAUAGAGAUAAACAGCAUAAUAUUAAUUUAUUUUGUAUUACUUUUUUCCAUAGAUCUGUCAUUGGUCAUAGUAUAAUUCACAGAGUCCUUCUUGAAUACCUCACAUAUGCUGAUGAAAAUGCAAGAUCAGUACGUACUUCAUCCUCUUUUCGUACCAGUACAUUGCGAAGCCUCACUUCUUAUACAUAGUUGUAUCUUUUCUGUAGGAAAUGAUAGAGCUAAUCAAAGAUUCUGUUGUUCUCAUUCUUCAUACUCAUGAUGGAGCCAGAGUUGGUAUGCAUUGUUUGUGGUAUGGGACUGUAAAGGCAAGUCUAGAUUCUGUUGUUUAUUUAUGUUGAAAUCUGGUAACUUUAAUUUUUGAAAUAUCUUUUGAUGUCUCAUAUGUUUACCAGAACCAAAAUAAUUUGAUUAAGCUAUUUGACUUUAUAACAACCCUGAGGAGCAUACCUGAGAGGUUGAGUUCUAAGUAUGACAUGUUACAUAGUAAAUUUAACUUGAGUUUUUCAGACCUGAAAUAAAGUGAGUUGGUAAGAAUUACUUUUGACAUUAUUUCAUUUUACAAACCCUCACCAAUAUUUAAAGACUUAAGGUGAUUUUUUUGUUGUUCUUGUAUCUCUUUCAAGGAUCGUAAAGUACUUGUCAAGUCCUUCAAAAGUUAUUAUGUAAAGAUCUGUAAAGUAAGAGUUGUAUUAUGCUGUGAUGUGAAUUGAAUGAAUGCAUUAGGAGGUCUUAAAUUUUCCUCAUGGUGUACUUCUUAUGAGUUAGUCUGCCAAAAUCUUAGGUCAGUCCCUUAUGGUCUUAAGUUGGUUCCCUAACAUCAAAGAUUGGUCAGCAAGCAAUAUCUUACAUUUGCUUUGUUCCCUAACAUCUUAGACAAGUUAUUUUACUUCUUACACAAUGGCUCAAAUUUAAUUACAACACAGUGUUACUAAUCAUCCCAUAUCUAACAUACUAUCCAGCCAUUGUGUGUCUCUCUUGGAUUUCAGAGGUGUAAACAUAAACAUAUGCAAAGAGAAGUGUUGUUGUGCCACCAUAUUUGACUUAAACAUAUGGUGGGAACAGUUGAUCAUGAGAACAAUUCUACAUUUAUGGUGAACUUACUUGAAUAUUGAUUGUUGCUGUUUAAUUUACAGGAAGAAUUUGGACAUCUUGUACUGUUAGCAUUAUUUGACUGUGUUGAUGACACAGUGCUUGUCAAGAAGAUUAUGUUCUCGGUGAGAUGAAAACUGUUUAGUUUUUCCUCCAAGGUUAUGUAUGUGACUGAUUUUUUAGUUUAGCAUACAGUUUUGUCAAACAGGUAGUGACUCAGGUGUGUGAAAAGUGUUAAAAAAGGUUAUAUUUUGUCUCUAAACAUAGGUGAAUGGAAAUGAUGUGAUUGUUUGGAUUGAGCAUUCACCUCUCAGCACUAGCCUUCAAAGAAAUACAUUGGCAUUGGUUAGAAUUAGGACUGGAGACUUUGAGAGCACAAAAUUUGUAUAAACAAGAAGUCUAACAACUAAAAUGACCUAAAUUGGCAUUGGUUAGAACUGUUAAAUUCUGGAAGGAUGUACCUUAUCACCCCCAUCCAACUUUUUCAAAGAGCUAAACACAUGUUCUCUCUUGUCAAUUUGUUAUAAACAUUGAAGUUAUCUAGCACUUUUUUCACCGUACGUUUUACAUUUUUCAUUUUUUUUUUUUUUUUUUUUUUUUCGUUUUAUUCUCCAACUAUCCAUUUUUGUCUCUUUCCUUGUAUAAAUGACCUAAAUAAAGUUGUUAAAUAAAUAAAUAGUUCUGGACAAUGAAAAUUAUGACUUAAUGGUAUAUUUUUGUUUUUCUUGCUUGGCAGGAAAUUCAACCAUCUCUUCAGGAGUUAGCUGUGGACACUUAUGGUAGGAAAGUGUUAAUGUAUCUGCUGUGUCCACGGAGCCCCAGCCAUUUCCAUCCCACCACCGUGGAGCUGCUCAAGAAAGGAGAUGGAAACUCCAACAGGUGUAGUACCACAAGUUUUGCCUUCAAUUAUUUCUGACUUGGCAAUAAUAGUCCAAGUCUUGAUAAUAAAAAUCCACACUUAUUCUGACUUGUUAUGAACAAGAGUUUCUUAUUCUUGCUGAUCUCCUCUGAACACAACAUAAAUCCAUUCAUUUCUGCUUGGUACCAAAGAGAAUUUGUACCAGAGAUUUUUUUUUUAACAAGCAGCUGUAGGCACCCAAAUGUAAACUUUAAAUGUUUUAUCAGAUUUAUCCACUUUUUCAGGUUAUCAGUCAGGCUUUGACUAGUUAUUUGUUUCCUCAUACAUUUUUUUUUUCAUUUUUUUCAUUAUUUCAGCAAAAAAGAUUCACAUCAGAGGCAAAAUGAACUCUUGGAAGGAAUUUCACCAGCACUGUUAGAGCUGAUAGAGAAAAUUGCAGAAGAGUUUUUAUUUGAUAAAGGAGGUUGCCAACUUGUUCUGGCUGCUCUUCUUCAAUGUGCUGGUGGGUUUUCCUGAUAGUUUCAAUUUAAAUUUUUUCUCUUUUUAAGAGGUUAGCUAAGACUCCAAAUAAUUUCCUGGCUUGCACCAGUCAAGCUGUCUAGUCAAACCUAUCUUUGCUCAAACACAAUCUACUUGCAACUGGAGAAAUAACCAUUUCAUCAUGAAAUUUUCAUUGAAUUUCAGCCCCUUAUGGUAUAUUUGCCAAACUUUUCUUUCACAAUUUUGGACGCUAGUGUCCGAUUUUAGAAACUAUCAAAUUGGUUAUUACCUUAUUUCUAGAUUAAAUUGAUGACAUAUUAACUAUUUAAAUUUUUUUUCAUUUUCAAGGAGAUGUGGAGCGUGCUAUGAUGGCCAUUGUGAACUUAGCUAACAGAGAUCUUGAUCCUUCAACUGAAGAUGAAGUAAGAAGAAUCUAUGAGUUUCAUCAUUUAUUUACUUUCUGGUUUUUUAUAUGUUUGUCUCAAUCUAUUCUGGUGCCGCCUUGUGGAAGAUCACUCUUUUCUAUAGAUGCUGGUGAAUUCUUUCAGUAUUUGAAACACAAUGUUUACUUGUGACAUGCAAUUGUCUUCCGUGCAAAGGAUCAUGUUGUGAAGAGUGCUGCUGGUCAUUUCGCGUUGAAGAGGCUUAUUUACCAGGACAAGGGAAGACUACAGUCUGAAAACAAAGGUAAAAGUAUUGUUGUGUAUGUUGGAGAUUGACAGAUUCGUGCUUAAAGGUGUAUUUGUUGUCAUCAUGAGUUUGAUCAGAAAUGUGGGAAUAAAUCGGUUGUUUUUAAAGACUUGUGAUUUGUGACUUGUUCGGGAAACUAAACUAUCAUUGCUAGUAGAGGUACCAGAGCAAUGCAAAAUGCACCUUAAAGGUUUUUCAACUUUUCACGACUGUCUUUGUUUUGGUUUGUUUAUUCAAUCACUCACCCUGUGAUUCUUCCACACCCGUUCUCUUACAAGGUACAGCCAUUCUUUUGUACACGUUUUAAAGGAUAUCAAAUUUGAAUCGGAGAACCGAGAAUACUCUGCCAAUACGCAGAAUUAUAAGGGUAAAUUUCAAUGGCCUUAGCUAUAUUUCAUUUGGAUGUGGAGAUUAUUCUCCUGUUACUCUACUCGGUUCUUCUGCUAUUACAAUUCUUAACCCAACAUUAGUAUGAAUAUUAAUAUUCUUCACACUAUACUGUAUACAUUUCCUAAUGAGCUGAUUAGGAGAAUUUGUUUGGCAAUCAAGAGCUACUUUAGUUGGUGGUAAUUUCCUGUAUUCUCGUGAUCAUAAUGUUUGAUUCAGGGGUGAUAUUGUGAGAAGAAAUUAGAUGUAUGUCACUCUUGAGGGUGAAAGGGUUAAUGAAGACCCUGAUCUUAGCAUGUUCCUUUACCCAUUCGUCAUCCCAUCCUAUUUGUUUUCUACUUGUUACAAUUUGCAUUUCUCCCUCUGUUUUUUCUGUUUUUCCACGGUUUUAUCCCUUUCCUUUUUCAUUUUCUUGAAAGUUACAGUUUCUCCUGAGAUGAUUUAUUGCUUUUGCAAAAUCAAAAUAAAUUAAUGAUGUCUUUCUUGCCAUAUAGAUGAAGUGUUGUUCAGUAAACUGCUGCUUGAUAACACUGAUCCCCGGAUGUUGCUCGACUGGUGUAAGGUGAAUAGAGGGGCUUUUGUGGUCGCAAGGUGAGUCUUGUCGUUUGUCACGCAAUCUAUCUAAGAAAUAUGUUGCGUGACAACUUUAAACCGGCUACUACUUGAAUUUUGCACCCUAUUAUCUAGUACUUUAAAACUAUUUUGAAUUCAGUUUCUAGACAUUGAUUCUUUUUCUUGCAGUUUACUUGAGAGUUCCAUCCCUGGAGUUUCAGAUACAGUCAAGUCACAUCUACAACCUCGGGUUUCAAAACUGAAGAAACACGAUUCCAAAGGCGUACAAAUCGUGUUAAAACUUCUUGCUAAUUGA